Messenger RNA from Pestalotiopsis fici W106-1, 468 nucleotides. RefSeq lists its product as uncharacterized. The record is from RefSeq and is a predicted model, not a curated record. Bases 1 to 468 code for a protein of 155 amino acids. The transcript has a single exon. Lineage: Eukaryota; Fungi; Ascomycota; Sordariomycetes; Amphisphaeriales; Sporocadaceae.
AUGCACGCUCCUUCAAUCAUCCAGCUCGCCGUCACCGGCCUCCUCGCUGCCUCGGCUGCCAGCGGAUUCCAGGUCACUGGUCCCCGCGACCUGGCCCGCCCUCUUGCCGGCGCCCUCGUCGCCUACGCCCUCCCGGCUCUGGCCUCUGCUGAGUCCAUCGAAGCUCGCGAGCCUCACCACAAGGGCCGCGGCAAGAAGGCCGGAGCCAAGCGGGACGAAGCUGCUGAGCUCGAGACCCGUGAGCCCCACCACAAGGGUCGCGGAAAGAAGGCCGGUGCCAAGCGAGCUGAAGACGAGACCGCCGACGAUGUCGUGGAGGACGACGUCGACGUCGAGGAUGAGGUCGACGACGAGGUUGACGAUGAGGAGGAGGCUGGCGCCGAGAUUGAGGCUCGUGCCCCUCACCACAAGGGCCGCGGCAAGAAGGCUGGCGCCCGUCGUGAGAUUGCCGCUCGUCACCACAAGUAA